AUGGGCGAAUUGCCUGUCUCCCCAACCCUCCUGAGGAAGACCAUCUACUUUGGCGCUUUCGUACAUUCAAAGUCGUUGCAGGAGCUCGAUGUUUGCGAAAAGGGGGCCAUCGGCGUGGACGAAGGCGGAAAAAUUGCCUUCGUCGAGCGCGGCGUCGAGGACUUGGACCUCAUCUUCAAGCAGUACCAAACCUGGGGGGCGGCCACGAUCGUCAGAGUCAAAGACCAUGGCUUCUUCUUCCCGGGGUUUGUAGACACUCACAUCCACGCCCCCCAGUAUGGAAACGCCGGAAUUGUCAGCAAGUCAACCCUGCUUGACUGGCUGAACACCUACACCUUUCCCAUGGAGGCCUCGCUCUCCGACCUGGCAAAAGCUCGGCGCAUCUACGCCCGCUGCAUUUCGCGCACCUUGGCCCACGGUACAACAACCGCCGCGUACUAUGCAACAAUAGACGUAGCCGCCACCAACUUGCUUGCCGACCUCUGCCUGGAGAAAGGGCAACGUGCCUUCAUCGGCCGCGUCUGCAUGGACUCGGACCUCAGUCCGGAAUGGUAUCGGGAUGAGAGUUCCGCAGACACGAUCAGAAAGAGCAAGGAAGUGGUCGAUUACGUGAAGAAAGUCGACGGCGGGAAGGGUAUUGUCGCCCCCAUCAUCACUCCGCGCUUCGCGCCCAGCUGCCACCAUGACACCAUGAGCGAGCUGGCAAAAAUCCAAAGAGACAAUGAUAUCUUGGCGCAGACCCAUAUCUCGGAGAAUAUAGGCGAGAUCCAACUGGUGAAGGACCUCUUUCCGAAGUCCCAUCAUUAUGCCGACGUCUACGACAAAGCCGGUCUUCUGAAUUCGAAGAUGAUCCUUGCUCAUGCCGUUCACUUGACCGAGGCCGAGAAGACUUUGAUCAAGCAGCGCGACGCAAAGAUAUCACACUGUCCGGUUUCCAACUCGGCCUUGACUUCCGGAGCUGCCCCUGUCCGCGACUUGCUGGACCGCGGCAUCACCAUGGGCUUGGGCACCGAUGUCAGCGGCGGAUAUAGCCCGAGCAUUCUUGAGGUUGUUCGCCAGACGAUCCUGGUCUCCCGGCACCGGUCUUUCGAAGACGGCGAGGCCGCCAAGCUGGCAACGGAAGAAGCGCUGUACCUUGCCACCCGCGGCGGCGCCAAAGUCGUGGGCUUGGAGGACCGCAUCGGAGCCUUUGAAGUGGGAAUGGAUUGGGACGCGCAACUAAUCAGCCUCGCCGCUGUCCCGGCAGAUGGAGAGCAGGAGCUGGACACGCCGGUGGAUAUAUAUGGUUGGGAAAGUUGGGAGGACCGCAUUGGCAAAUGGACCUACAACGGCGACGACCGGAACACCGCUGCAGUCUGGGUGAAAGGAAGACUCGUUCAUCAGCGCAAGAGCUACGGAUUAUGA
This is a messenger RNA of Diplodia corticola, 1404 nucleotides long. RefSeq names its product guanine deaminase. Gene Ontology annotation, cellular component: cytosol. Gene Ontology annotation, molecular function: zinc ion binding; guanine deaminase activity. Bases 1 to 1404 code for a protein of 467 amino acids. NCBI's taxonomy places the organism in Eukaryota, Fungi, Ascomycota, Dothideomycetes, Botryosphaeriales, Botryosphaeriaceae. Gene Ontology annotation, biological process: guanine catabolic process. The transcript has a single exon. The record is from RefSeq and is a predicted model, not a curated record.